Suillus discolor is the source of this 570-nucleotide messenger RNA. Its product is annotated as galactose-binding domain-like protein. The transcript has 3 exons. The record is from RefSeq and is a predicted model, not a curated record. Bases 66 to 515 code for a protein of 149 amino acids. NCBI's taxonomy places the organism in Eukaryota, Fungi, Basidiomycota, Agaricomycetes, Boletales, Suillaceae.
GCCAACUCUGUUUUCCUGUCGGGAUCGGUCUACACAACAUAGCAGUUUGCUCAUGAAGAGCAACGAUGGAUAACAGCUAUGUAUCGUUGAUAUCAACUAAUCCACAGGAUGUCAAAGUCAGUUCCACGUUGGAAAAAUCCACGGGGAAGAAACACUUGACGGACAAUAACCCAGAAACGUGCUGGACAUCGCGACAGGGUCCUGGGCAGUAUAUCCAUCUAACGUUCGAAAAGCCAGCAAUACCCAAGCACAUCACCAUCAUUUUCCAGGGCGGAUUUGUCGGAACCAGAUGUAGAGUCGAGGUCUCGGAGUCAUCAGAUAGGCCCGAAUGGCAGACGUGGACAUAUAUCCACCCUGAGGAUGCGAACCGGCGUCAAAUUUUCGACUUGAUAACCAACAGUGACGGAUUGCCAAGGGAGGGAAUUCAGAGCAUGAAACUCGUUUUCGAGGAGAGUUCUGAUUUUUACGGUAGAAUCACAAUCUAUGAGUUGAAGAUUGAAGGUCUCCUGCUUUGAAAUGACGAGGAGCUGGCUCGAUCAUAUUCAAGAGCUCACUAGAGCCAAGCCUGCC